Messenger RNA from Amoebophrya sp. A25, 1384 nucleotides. The record is from the annotation of a GenBank genome assembly. NCBI's taxonomy places the organism in Eukaryota, Dinophyceae, Syndiniales, Amoebophryaceae.
UAGAGUAAUCAUAAUGGAGAAAAUAUUUACUAGUUCUAGUCGAGCAUGCACAUGUAGUCGUCCCUACCUUUUUCUUUCAUGGUGAUAGACUCAUCAUGCUUCUCAAAAAAUGAAGGACGAAAUGAAAACCGACAACAACAACGACAAAGACACUUGUCCCCUCUCCGCUUUUGAGUGGAUAGCGGACAAUGAGGCCUUUGUCGACACACUUAAGUGGUGCUGGCGGGAAUAUCAACAUGAAGACGGUGAACGCGAGAGGAUAGCCAAAGUAGUACUCUGUGAAACCUGUCAACUCUUCAAUGCAACUUCUACAGAGAGCAGGGACUGUUUGAUGGACGAUAGCAGACCUGAAGACGGACGAACCCUGAAGACGGUGUCAGUCAGUCCUGUAAUGUUUGUUCCCGGUUGUGGUACUUCAGAUAUCUGGAAAUUGUCCUUGCGUUGUGAUCAGUGCGAAAAACCCUUAUAUCGUAUAUUCGGCGCAGACGUAGACGAAAGUGCCAUAAACGAAGCUAAGGAAAGGUAUGAGCGACUACAGGUACAAACAAGACCAAACGAAGGUUCUUCUAGUCAUGUUGAAGAGACACUAGAACAACUUCACGUAUCCUGGGAGUGUGUGGACUUGGGGACGAAAACAAUAGAGACUACUCCUGCUCCUGCUGACAGGAGUUGGCUCACUUUCGAUAAAGGCACCUUGGACUACUUCCUGUGUGGAGAGGUGGAAACAAUGGCUACCUAUUUGUUAGACCAUGUUGCCAGGCGGACUCGGUCUCAGUCUCAGACGGAUCAUGAAAAUGGUAGUGGAGGGGGGUUUUACUUUUAUGUGCUGAUCAGCUUUCGGAACCCAGAGUUCUUGAAGAGAAUAGUGGAAGCAACGAGAUGUUUUCGAAUGGUUACAAAGAGGGAUGGUGAAACCGAAUCAGAAGGUUCGCAGGAGUCUUCAUCGAAAGAAGCCACGACGAAUUCUUAUUAUACGCUGGUAUUCAAACGCGAACAUGAUCUGGAGGAUACAGUAAAGAGUGACGCUUGCGCGCACGCAGCGCUUCAAGAAAGACUUCGUCAGAUAGUAGAUGAGUAUUACCGUGCCAAGGGGCGGACAGCUAACUACUCGCUCUCUCCCGCGUCCUCCCUCAUCAUACCUCCCAACGACGAGUCUACCCCUGUCUCAUUAGAAGCAGCCUACAAAAUAUGUGUGAGUAGCGAUCUGCAGAGUGAAUACCCUAUGUCUCUUUUUUUAGAAGACUUGAAAGCGACAAACCCUGAAGCUUUUAGAAAGGGACGCAUGUCUAGGAAAGAUAUGAUGAACUUUCUAGAGGAGAAUAUGUAGCUUUAACAGACAUAAUGUUCACCAUGAUAACAGAUACUGGUAGACAAGACUUCAGUC